Molecule: messenger RNA, 2265 nt
Organism: Lactuca virosa
Lineage: Eukaryota; Viridiplantae; Streptophyta; Magnoliopsida; Asterales; Asteraceae
Source: the annotation of a GenBank genome assembly
UCCCAAGUUCUUCAUAGCCCCAAAGAUUUCUGAUCGAACAAUACCGUGCUCACUUGCCUCGAUCUUUUGAUUCGGAGCGAAAUCACUUGCUUCUCUCCGAAUCCUUGAGAUUAGAAUAGCAAUGACUCGCCGCACAAGUUGUUGGACAUCGCUAAUCGUUUUUCUCUUAAUAUCUCCAACAAUCUUCAACUCAUCCAUGUCCGAACUCGAUUCGAGUUUAUCAGCUAAGAGGAGACGCAUGAGUGAGAAGGUGCGCAAGAUGUUUUAUCAUGCAUAUGACAACUACAUGACUUAUGCAUUUCCUCAUGAUGAAUUAAAACCUAUUUCCAAAACUUUCACCGACUCUCUUAGUGAGCUUGGAAAUUUAAAGCUUGAAAACUUACCCAAAGGGUACAAUGGAUCGGCACUUACACUUGUUGAAUCAUUGUCCAGUCUUGUAAUUCUAGGUAACAACACAGAAUUCGAAAGGGCAGUUAUGUGGCUUUCAGAAAAUCUUAAUUUUGAUGUCGAUGCAAGGAUAAAUCUUUUUGAGUGCAACAUAAGACUUCUUGGAGGACUUGUAUCUGCUCAUAUUCUUGCAACUGAUUCUACAAACAGGUUGAUUCAAGGAACUUACAGCAAUCAGCUCCUUGUUUUGGCUCAAGAUUUAGGAACGCGUUUUUUACCAGCUUUCAACACACCCACUGGUUUGCCUUAUGCCUGGAUUAACUUGAAGUAUGGUGUUAUGGAGAAUGAAACGACUGAAACAAGCACUUCUGGUUGUGGAUCUCUUAUUCUUGAAAUGGGAUCUUUGUCACGAUUAACGGGUGAUUCAAGAUUUGAAGAUGCAGCUUUGCAUGCUCUUCGUAAGUUGUGGGGCAUGAGGAGUUCUCUGAAUCUUCUAGGAACUACACUUGAUGUAGCAACUGGAGAAUGGAUCGAAUACUCCUCUGGUAUUGGUGCUGGGGUUGAUUCCUUUUAUGAGUAUCUAAUCAAAGCUCACAUUCUCUUUGGAAAAGAGGAAUUUUGGAGGAUGUUUCAGUCAGCAUAUCUUGGUGUUCAGAAAUAUUUCAGAUACGGUUCAUGGUAUCAUGAAGCCGAUAUGAGGACAGGAAGGGCAACUUACUGGCAACUUACAAGUCUUCAAGCAUUUUGGCCUGGUGUACAGGUUCUUGUUGGGGAUGUUGCAGCUGCUAAUUUAACACAUCGUGAGUUUUUUCAUGUAUGGAAAAAAUUUGGAGUACUUCCAGAAAGAUAUCUGUUGGAUCAUCAGAUUGUUCACCCCACAGAAAAGUAUUAUCCUUUACGUCCAGAGUUGGCAGAGUCAACAUAUUACUUGUAUCAAGCAACAAAAGACCCAUGGUACAUGGAAGUUGGUGAAGCGAUUGUAAAUUCCCUUAAUUUACACACAAAAGUUGAAGGUGGAUAUGCAAGCAUUAGAGAUGUAACAACCAUGCAAUUAGAAGAUCACCAGCAUAGUUUCUUCCUGGCAGAAACGUGCAAGUAUCUAUAUCUUCUGUUUGAUGAUUCGGCUUUGAUGGGUGGAAAUUAUGUAUUCACAACAGAAGGUCACCCUCUUCCUGUUGUAAGUGAUUGGCAUGAAAGGCUUCCUGAUUCAUACAUCCCCCGUAACUGGACCUCCAUCAAGAUUGAAACACAAAAGAAACAAGCUAGUGCAAUGUCCAUGCAAGUCUGUCCAGCGAAUCUAUUGAAGCCUAGACUUGAUGAUGGUCAACAGAUUGAGAGUGUUUGCCAUGUCCCUGAUACGCGUGAUGAUCACAGAUGUUUAACAGAUGAUGAUUGUGGGAUCGAUUCAUUGAAUUGUAGAAGAAGAUCCUGCAGCAUGGCUGGCUACUGUGGCCUGUGGUUGUUGAUAUGAGGUUUAAUUCCUUUCGUUCGCCUCCAGUACAGUUGGUUUUGGGAUGGUAUAAAAACAGAUGAGGGUUUGAGUCUGAGCAGUCGCAGUGUGGGAGUUUCAAUUCCAAUGUGGAUCUGGAUCCUUGUACUGGGUCACUGUGUACAUGAUUUACAUCUCGCAUGAUGCUCUUGGGGCAGGGUGGUUGGAAGAAUAACUUUUUUUGCAAAAUCAUGAGGUUUGAUUGGAUUUAAUAUAACUUUAUUCAUUAAAAAGACUAAGAAUUACACUUUCAAGAUUUUUGUUUGAAUAGUCUUGAAAGUAUGUAAUGUUAUGUAAGAGUUUGGUUGGAUAUAAUAUAGGAGACAGAGGAAAGAUGUAAACAAGAAAAGAGGAAAAUUUAGCUUAAUUUUAUUUUAUUUAAAGACAAA